This is a messenger RNA of Pyrgilauda ruficollis (rufous-necked snowfinch), 3787 nucleotides long. It is a transcript of the gene KLHL25, whose product is annotated as kelch like family member 25. The transcript is spliced from 5 exons. The record is from RefSeq and is a predicted model, not a curated record. Bases 465 to 2234 code for a protein of 589 amino acids. Gene Ontology annotation, molecular function: protein binding. Lineage: Eukaryota; Metazoa; Chordata; Aves; Passeriformes; Passeridae.
GCCGGGCCCGCCCGGCGGGUACAUUGUGCGCGGGGCCGCGCCGGGCCCGCUCCGCGCUCGCUCCGCGCUCCAGCGCCGAUCUCUGCGUCCCUGCCACCCCGCGCUGGGGGCUUCGCUGCUCACGGGGAUUUCGGCUCGGCCAAGCGACGGUCGCUCAAGAAGCUUUUUGGAUAUCUCAGCUGCAGAGUAGCAAGUCCAGUACCUGAUUUGCAAAUAGAACUGCAUGAAUUGCAUGCAAAGAGGAUUUCCUACAGCUCAAGCUGCCUCUGAGUACGUGAAUGCCUGCAUGUAACAGAUCCCCUUGCUCAAACCUUUUGAUGGUCUCCAGUGCUGGGAAAUUGCAUCUGAAACACAGCUGUAUCUGGCUCUGUGUUUGACAGCGUGUUGCCUCACUGCUCUUUCUCCUAAGCAGUUUUGCAAGGAGCUCUUCCCUGUGAAGACAACACAGCAAGAGCUGUGCCACCAUGUCCGUCAGCGUCCACGAGAACCGUAAAUCACGCACCAGCACCGGCUCCAUGAACAUCUUGCUUUUUCACAAGGCCUCCCACCCGGACUGCGUCCUGUCCCACCUGAACACCCUGCGCAAGCACUGCAUGUUCACCGAUGUCACCCUCUGGGCAGGGAACAGGUCGUUCCCGUGCCACCGGGCAGUGCUGGCUGCCUCCAGCAGGUACUUCGAGGCCAUGUUCAGCAACGGCCUCCGGGAGAGCCUGGAUGACGAGGUGAACUUCCAUGACAGCCUCCACCCGGAGGUGCUGGAGCUGCUGCUGGACUUUGCUUACUCCUCUCGGAUCAUUAUCAACGAGGAGAAUGCUGAGUCCCUCCUGGAGGCUGGGGACAUGCUGCAGUUCCACGAUGUCCGAGAUGCAGCUGCUGAGUUCCUGGAGAAGAACCUCUACCCUUCCAACUGCCUGGGCAUGAUGCUGCUCUCGGAUGCUCAUCAGUGCCGGCGGCUCUAUGAGCUCUCCUGGAGGAUGUGCCUGGUCAACUUUGAGACUGUUCACAAGAGUGAGGACUUCAACAAUCUUUCCAAGGACACUUUGCUGGACCUCAUCUCCAGUGAUGAGCUGGAAAUUGAGGAUGAAGAAAAGGUCUUUAAGGCUGUCAUGCAGUGGGUGAAAUACGAUCUGGAUGAGCGGAAGGCUUAUCUCCCAGAACUUCUGAGGAAUGUUCGUCUGGCUUUGCUUCCUUCUGAAUGCCUCAAGGAAGCCUUGGCUUGCGAAGACUUGAUCAUGGUGGAUGAAAGGAACAAGCUUGUCCUGGAUGAAGCUAUUCAGUGCAAGAAGAAGAUCCUUCAGAAUGAUGGGGUGGUCACCAGCCUCUGUGCCAGGCCUCGCAAAGCUGGGCACACCUUGCUGAUCCUGGGAGGACAAACCUUCAUGUGUGAUAAGAUCUACCAAGUGGAUCACAAAGCAAAGGAAAUAAUUCCCAAAGCAGACCUGCCAAGUCCACGGAAGGAGUUUAGUGCCUGUGCCAUUGGCUGCAAAGUGUACAUCACUGGAGGCAGGGGCUCAGAGAACGGAGUCUCCAAAGAUGUUUGGGUUUAUGACACCGUGCAUGAGGAAUGGUCCAAAGCUGCCCCAAUGUUAAUCGCUCGGUUUGGGCAUGGCUCAGCUGAAUUGGAAAACUGCCUGUAUGUGGUUGGUGGACACACUGCAGUAGCUGGAGUCUUCCCUGCGUCUCCUUCAGUUUCCUUGAAGCAAGUAGAGAAGUACGACCCCAUAUCCAACAAGUGGAUGAUGGUGGCUCCGUUGAGAGACGGAGUGAGCAACGCCGCGGUGGUGAGCGCCAGGCUGAAGCUCUUUGUCUUCGGUGGGACCAGCAUCCACCGAGACAUGGUAUCCAAAGUCCAGUGCUACGAUCCAGCUGAGAACCGAUGGAUGAUCAAAGCCGAGUGCCCGCAGCCCUGGCGCUACACGGCGGCCGCUGUCCUGGGCAGCCAGAUUUUCAUCAUGGGAGGAGACACAGAGUUCACGGCAGCCUCCGCCUACCGCUUCGACUGCGAGACGGACCAGUGGACACGCAUCGGGGACAUGACGGCCAAGCGCAUGUCCUGCCACGCCCUGGCCUCGGGCAAUAAACUCUAUGUGGUAGGAGGGUACUUUGGCACUCAGAGGUGCAAAACGCUGGACUGCUAUGACCCUAUGUCAGACACGUGGAACUGUAUCACCACGGUGCCUUACUCGCUCAUCCCCACAGCUUUUGUCAGCACCUGGAAGCACUUGCCCUCGUGAUGAGGGGCAGGGCCUGGGGGCUUGUUUCCAGGAGGUCAGUGAAGAUGCCAGAGUCACAUCCAUGUCCCCUCUCUUGCGGCUGGAGCCAUCACAGUGACCGAGAGCCUCCUGUCCUCCCGCACAGGACUCCGAGGCAACUUCCACAUCCCUUCCUGACACCAGGAGUGGGAGGCACAGCUGAAGCCCCACCGCCAGCAUCACACCAGGGGGUCACCAAGGGCUACCCAGCCCCACCACUGGUCACUGUGCAGGGAUGGAGCCGAGAGCACUGCCUUGCUGGGCUGGGCACAGGGAUGGCUUUGUGGGCUCCUCUGGACCAAUAGGGCUGUGGAGGUGGAGGCUGCAUCCCUCAGCAAACAUGGCUGGGUAGCCCUUUUUGUUACUCAGCUGGGGGGGUUAAGAGAUAUUAAUAUGUUUUUCUCUAAGGCAGUGAACUUGCCGUUGGCAGUACUUGCUGCUUGGGUGACUUGGAAGUGUUUGUUAAAGGGAAUAAGGUGAGAGCAUCUGGCUCUCCCCAUCCUCUGGUUAUUUCAUAGAGACAAAGGCUAUUGAAAUAUUAAAACAUAGGAGCUUGGGAUGGCUGCCAGCAGCACCACGUACUGUGACAAAACAGGGCAGAUGCCUUUUGGUUUGUACUUUGGGCCUUUUAAAUUUUUUUCCCCUCUUUCUUCUCUGCUCUGAUUUGGUCAGAGGCCGGGUAGCUCCCCACACACAGCUGCUGGGAAGAGCACAGGGCUCUGUUAGUGUGCCAAGGCAGCAGCACCACUGCCGAGAUAUUCCCCAGAUAAAGCCCACUGCAUGCUCAGAGCCGGUCUGCUGAGCUUCCCUGCGCGUGGGUGAGGCUCUCAUUAGCAAAGGAGCAGAAAAAAGGGUGCAGUGGGGAACGCUCAUGCCUUGGGAAGGGGCAACUUGGCUCCAGCAAGGCCUCGGAGGGAGAGCAAGAGGAUUAGGGUAGCAUUGCAGGGUGGGCUGGGGAGAGAUCCCCCUCCUUCCUGCUGCACCCCACACCCUGGCUUCCCCCUGGAGAGAUGUGAGCAUUUCUGACGGCGUGGUGCCUGCCAGCGGCUGGGCUGAGGCUGCCCCAGGUUAUCCACGCACGCUGGCUGCCAACUGUGUUUGGGAUUAUGCAUCCAAGAGCUGUCAGCCCGAGCCAUUCCUCAUUUUGCUGUGGAGGAAGGCACGUGGAUUUCAGCUGUCAGUACAGGGAUGCAGCUCCUGACUGGCCACUGCCGAGGACUGGUCCUGCACUGCCCCAGCAUCCUGCUUCCCUGCACAGCAGAUCUCCAGCUUCUCCAGGCUUGCCUCUCUCCCCUGGAUGAGGCUGGGCUGUAGCCUGGCCAGCUGAAUGAUGCAAUGCCAUGAAAAGCCUUGACACAGCUUCAAACAGCAGAGGUCUUUUUGGAGCAGUGGGUGCCGUCACUGCCGGGAAGAACACACGUUCCGCACAGCCAGUCUGCCAUGAGCUGCAUGACGUUUAUUUACAUCUUCUAGGCUUUUUUCUUUUUUUUUUUUUUUCCCCUUCAGCUGCUUGUGAACUUUAAUAAAAAUGAUGA